AUGUCCCAGACCAAGUCCGCUGCCAGUCAGGGCACAGAUGCCAAGGAAAAGGGUGCCCCCGCCCCCGCCCCUGCCCCCGCCCCCGCCCCCGCUCCCACUCCUGCCACCAACAAGGCUGCUAAGACCGGGGACCCCGGGAUGAUGGGUCCCUUCACUAUCAUGCUGUACGAGCAGGAGAACUUCCAGGGCAGGAUGGUGCCGGUGCAGAACGAAUGUGUGAACUUGGUGGACCACGGCUUUGAGAGAGUGCGCAGCGUGCGCGUCGAGUGCGGCCCCUGGGUGGCUUUUGAGCAACCGAAUUUCCGCGGGGAGAUGUUCAUCCUGGAGAAGGGCGAGUAUCCUCGCUGGGACACCUGGUCUAACAGCUACCGUAGCGACUGCCUCAUGUCCUUCAGACCCAUCCGAAUGGACCCUCAGGAGCACAAGAUCUGCCUCUACGAGCUGUGCGACUUCAAGGGCAACAAGAUGGAGAUCAUGGAGGACGACGUGCCUUCCCUCUGGGCACAUGGCUUCACCAACAGGGUGGGCAGCGUGAUUGUCUCGGGAGGAGCCUGGGUUGGCUACCAGUAUCCCGGCUACAGGGGCUACCAGUACCUGUUUGAGUGCGGCGAGUACAGGCACUACAACGACUUCUGCGCCAUCCAGCCUGAGAUUCAGUCCAUCCGUCGCGUCCGAGACAUGCAGUUCCACCAGCGCGGCUGCUUCACCUUCGCCGCCGCCGGCACCGGUACGAGCAGCAGUAGCAGCAGCAGCAGCAGCAGCAGCGGCAGCGGAAGCACCAGCAAGUGAGCGUUCCCCGCCAGCUGCCUCCAGCACCGCUCGCAGCCCGAAGGCAGUGCU
Molecule: messenger RNA, 840 nt
Organism: Scleropages formosus (Asian bonytongue)
Lineage: Eukaryota; Metazoa; Chordata; Actinopteri; Osteoglossiformes; Osteoglossidae
Gene: crybb1
Product: crystallin, beta B1
Exons: 5
Coding region: 1-789 (262 amino acids)
Biological process (GO): lens development in camera-type eye; visual perception
Molecular function (GO): structural constituent of eye lens
Source: RefSeq, a predicted model, not a curated record